GCGCGCUCGACGAGGCAAAGGGGGGGUUGGGGGGAGGGAGAGGAGCCGGGGGAGCGCGCGCUCGUAUGUAAAUGAGCGGGCGUGAGGUCAGAGGCAGAUGGAAAAGGGAACAGAAGGAAUGGCCGCCGCGGCUCCCGCUCCUCCUGCCGCCGCCUCCCAGUGCCGGAGCCCCCGCUGCACGGCGGAGCGCAGGGGAGUCCGCCGAGAACUCGACUCCUGGCGGCACCGGCUCAUGCACUGUGUGGGUUUUGAAAGUAUUUUAGAAGGGCUUUAUGGACCAAGGCUACGAAGAGACCUCAGUUUAUUUGAAGACUGUGAGCCAGAAGAGCUAACUGACUGGUCUAUGGAUGAGAAAUGUUCCUUUUGUAAUUUACACAAAGAAACAGCCAGUGAUCGUGCAUCAGUUUUCGGUUCUUCACAGUCAACGCCUACAGAGGAACUGUCAUCUCAGGGCCAGUCCAACACUGAUAAGAUUGAAUGCCAAGCAGAAAACUAUCUAAAUGCACUCUUUCGAAAGAAAGAUCUUCCUCAGAACUGUGAUCCUAACAUUCCCCUAGUUGCUCAGGAAUUAAUGAAAAAAAUGAUCCGUCAGUUUGCGAUUGAGUACAUUUCAAAAAGUAGCAAAAUUCAAGAGAACAGAAAUGGUUCAUCAUUUGAACCAAGUCUGAUGUGUAAAAGUAUCCAAAUGAACCAAACGGAAAACUCCCUUCAGGAAGAACAGGAUAGCCCUCUAGACCUCACUGUGAAUCGAACUCAAGAGCAGAAUACUCAGCAAGGGGAUGGAGUGCUAGAUCUCUCUACAAAGAAAAGCGCAAGGUUGGAAGAACCAAAAUAUGAUCCAUUGUGUUCUGAAAACUCAGUGUCUGGUUCAAGCUCAACAGCUGAUGCAAAUUCAGAGGAAACAGCUAAUUUGGAAAAAGGAAAAUCAACAUUAAACAAAGUUUUGGAGUCUUUUUGUUCAUAUCACUGGCAACAGACUUUGGCUAUGUUAAAAUUCCUAAUACAGGAUGAAAAUGUUCCUAUAGCUUGCAGUUGCAAGCAAACACAUUUGGUCCACUCUGAAACUCCCCUUACUGAAGAGGAUGCUGAUGUUCCAUUUUGCAGUUGCAAUGGACAAAUGCUGACAAAAAGGUGCUGUUUACAAAAUCAAAGGCCAAACACUUGUUUUCCACCUCUGUCUGUUUGUAUUAAAGAUUUCGAUUCUUUGUCAUGCCAAGCUGUAGCAAUUGGAUGUAUUAAGACAAUGGUGAACAAAGCAUGUAGUUCUCCUAAGUAUUGUGCUGAGCAAUUGCAAAAUUAUAACAGGCAUUCUGUGAAAGCAGCAGCAUGUACAUAUUCAGCUAAGGACUGUGACCUCUUAAGCAGCAUUAAAAGUUCAAACAGAUCCCGCAGCCCAUCACCACCUCCACUGUCACCUGUACACAGUAAAGAAUUUGAAUUGUCAGAAGGAAUGGUUAUGGAUUUUCCAACUUUAGACAACAACAAGCUUGAAAUAUCCAUCAACCAGCCUCCAUCCCUCUUGCCUGCUGAAGGAAGCAAGGGAGAAUUUGAGCAUGAGGGUGAAACAUGCAAAGGAAAAGAGAUUGACUAUUCAGAUGGAGCACUGGUAUCAGCAGACCAAGAAAGCAGUGAUAGUUAUACGAACUCUGAGAAAGGUGAACAUUCUGCCAUUUUUCAAGAUUUAAUGGACCGCAUUAAUGAGAAGUUGAAAUCAAUAGACACUACAGAUCUAGCAACAAAUCUUGUAAAACUUUCUAGCAGUGACAGGGCGCCAGAAAAUGAUGUCAAAUUAGGAGACUUCAUAACUUCUCUUUUGCAUAAUGCUAAGGCAAGUGAUUACAGCUUUAUGGAAUUACUUCGCCAACAUGAUAAACAAGUGGAAAAUAAAAUUAUCCAAACAAGAUUUCGCAAGCGUCAGGAAACUUUAUUUGCAACAUAUAAUUCUCCUGAUUCACCAGUCAUUCGUCGACAGUCUUUGCAAAUCAAGAGGGAGCUUGCAAGCCUUGAUGAAACUCUUGUAAGAAAAAAAUCAAUUUGUGAGAGAAAUACAAAGAAAGCUACAAAAAAAUUUGAUAAAAUACAUCCAACUAAAAGACAUAGUUUUACUGUGAUAGAAGAUGAGACUUUGCAACAUCUUGAAAGUAAUCCAUGCAUGAAUUGCCAAACCAAACCAAUGGGCUUUCCAGUACACCAAACAGAGUCUUUCAAACUACCUCUUACUAAUUUUCAGACGAGUUCCAGCUUUUUAGUUCUUUCAGAAAACAGUGCUAUUGCAGCCAGCCAAGCAAAACUCCCAAAUACGGAAGGAGAUUGUGCAACCUUUAAAGAGACUGGUCAGAUUCCUCUGAAGGAUGAGAGCAAUGAAAUCUUGGGAAGAAGUAAACGUACCAUUGUGCCUCCUGGAUGGUACUCUGUGUAUGUAACAAAUAAUAUCAUGUUUAGAAAGUCAUCCAGUGCAAAAAAGUCUUUGAGAAGUUUGGAAAAAAUGAAAAUAAAUAAAAAGGUUCAUGCUGAAAGAUGCAGUGACAUAAAUAUAAGCAAAAUUAUGAGAGAUGCAAAUCUACAAGUUGUUGUGGAGCGUUUAGAAGAUACAAUAAACUUAGCCAGAAAGACUAGCAACUCAUUCUUGGAUAGUUACAAAAUAAGCCAAAAAUUAAAUGAUAAUGCUUAUGAACAGGUUAUGAACCCAGCUACUAGAAGGGGCUUACCUUUCACUCUGAGUGAAACAGGAUGCACAGGACAAAGCUUCCUUCCACAUUCAUAUGUGCCAAGCAGCAGUAAAAUCAAGGCAAUUUGUGUUGCAUCAAACACACAAGAAACUGUUAUAGAUCAAGAAAUUAAUGACAGCCUGUUGAAAUCUCUGACCUUUAAUUCAAGCAGUUCAACUUCCAGUAAUGGGGACUUGCAUGUAACAUCUGAAGCUGGGGAGAUCUCAUCUCCCUUAAACUACUCUAGUCCUAUUAAGCUUAUGUUUGUCUCAGAAGUUAGUAGUCACGAAGGAGUCAAAUAUACUCUGACAUCUGCAGCUGCAUCUUCUAAGGGAAGCACAGAUCUUUGUUUGUUUCAAGGGCACACAAAUACUUUGUUAGAUAAACGGGCCACAGGUGACCUUUCUCAUGCAGUCUGUGUCAAGAGUUGUGAUUGCACUGAAAAUGAUGCUAAGGAGGGGUCAAGCUGCAUUUACGCGGAAGCAGCUACAGGCUCUUGUCCGGUUGGUCAAAUUAAUAUAAAUGACUCAAAAAAAAAAGAUGAAGUUGUGGAGAAAUCAAGUAGUAGCAGUGAAUUAGUUUUCAAAAGAAAACCUGGUAGACCAAAGAAAAUAGGUCCUCAAGUAGUCAAGCAGGUUAAAAGACCUAUUGGACGGCCUCCUAAACCAAAAGUAGACGUGAGUGGAAGCACAAAACCUAGACCUGAACUUAGCUGUGGUGCUAAAAGCACCAAGUCUGAUGCAGCAGCAAUAGAAGAAGUUAACAUUAACAAAAAUAUUACUGUGACAGUUGUUUUUGGAAGGUCAAGAAGAACUAAGAGACAUGUUUCUGAAGGUAAUCUAAAUCUAAUCAGCAUUCUGCCCACACAACAUGUUGAUGUUAAUUUUGCCAAUGAUCCUAGCAAAGCAAGGCAUAAUGCAGAAACUGGAAAUGCUUUGACUGAAAUGGUAAAAGCCUUCCAGAAUCCUUCUGCUGAAGGGGAGGUCUCUGGUUAUGACUAUGUCAGGCCUAUCAAGAGUAAUCUGGCAUCACCACAUCCUUGCAGCAAUGUUAUACGGCAGAUGAAGAAACCAUUAACCACCGUUCGAAAACCUGGCAGGCCAGCAAAAGUAAAAAUUUCUGGCAUAUCAGUGACUGUCAGUAGACUUUCACCUCAGGAAAGAAAAGUGAGCAUCAGUAACAGUUUGCCUCCUUUACAACCACAGAAUGUGUUAGAAAAAAACAUACCACAGGAAAGAAAAAAUCAACUGUGCAAUAAUAUGGAUCAAGUAAAGAACAUGCAGAAAGAUUCUAGAGAGGAUGGAUCACUCAGUGUUACUACAACAGUGUCAAGGAAACGUGAAAUUCCAUCGAGACACUCUGCUAGAGACAGAAAACCUUCACUGCAUUUUUUGCAUUCCUUAGCAUCUUCUAGUGCAUUUACUUGUAGAAGUGCCUUACUACAUAAAUCUUACAAACUCCAUUUGAAAAAAGCUAAAGAGCGAAAGGAAAAACUUACGCAAUCAAAUCAGAGCACAGCAUCCAAAGAUACCUCAGAACUGAGAAAUUCAGGAAAUGCUAAAAAGGAUCUUAAGGAUGGUGAAUUGGGGCCCAUUAAUGAAGUAUCAUCAGAUCCCAUUUUUUCAUCAAAUCCCUCUCUCAGGUGGUGGCCUACUUCCACUUCAAGUGACACCUUGUUGGAAGAACUGAACAAUAGAUUUGAACAGAUGACUAAUACCUGGUUGAGAGUGGGGGGAAGUGACUUUGACAAACGUGUAUGUCAAAAAAGGGAUCUCAUUGAACAAGACUGUAAUACUGAAAUGUCAGACUCUUUAGACUCCUGCCUUGUAGAACUUGAAACAUCACCUGUAAAAAUGCUUUUCCAGAAAAAGUGUAGUAUGAAUGAACUCUGCACCUGGUUUAUGCAAACUACAGAAACACAGUCUCUCUCUCUUGUGAGAAAGGCAAAUGCUCGCAAUCCCUUAGAAGUAGCUAGUACUAGAGAGAUAAAGAUGGAAACUAAACAAUCUGAUCCUAGUACUUGCCCUUUCAGAAAGCACUUUAAAAAGUUUGCACUAUCCUCCCCUUCAAAACCAGCAGGGAAAUUGCAAAUAUUACAUAACAUGGUGAGGUCUCCAGUCUUAAGCAUGAAAAGUAAUUUCACUUUAGCCAGAUUAAAAAGAAAUGAAUUUAAGAAGUUGCAGCGUGAUAGGUGGGGGCAAACAAAAAAGCUCUAUAAUCAGGCUCCUGGAGGCUGGAAAUCAAAAAAGAAAAAUCUGCAGUUAUUUUGCCAAAGCCAAUUGUUUAAAAGUACAAGUGGGGAAGCCAAUGAUGAAACACCCAAGCUCCAGGAGAAAAAUACAGUAGAAAUCCAGCCCACUCAGACUUUGGUAGAUUCUCAAAAGAGCCCAUUGCCAAAUGAAAAUGAAGCGAGAGAUGCAUUUGUUCAACAGAUGAUGGGAUCUUCUGACUUUAACCCACAUCCUGGUUUAGCAAAUAUACUUAAGUCACAUUCAGAGGCAAAUGGAACAAUUCGUUGCCAGCAAAAUGUUAGAAAAGAACAAAGCCAAGAUAAACUGUUUCAAAAUACUUGGAAAGCCAAAACCUUUAAAGACUGUAGGAUAUUUCUGAGAAAAAUCAACCAUCUUGAGCAGCACAAUUCAUUUAAGUUAAAUAGUGUGAUUUAUUCUCCUGAAGCUGUUGACAGUAAAAGCACUCAGGCAUAUAUGGAAGAAAAAAGACAUCCUCUUUUAAGGUCCCAUUCUACUAAACAAAAUACAUUAAAGAAACAAGAAAACGAAGUGGAAACAUCUAAAGGUUCUAAUUCUUCUAAAGUGACUGAAAAGCUGGAUGGCCAGUUUCACAGCAGAAAAUUAAGUAGUAGUGUAAACCAGGACGAUAAUCCUGCUGGUAGUUCUGAAGGUCUUACUAGAAUAAAUAAAAGAAAAAGUCCACAAUGGGAGACCACUGAUACAAAUUUAAGAAAAAGGCAUAAGAGACAAUCAUGCAGUAGUGGACAAAUGGCACCUUAUUACCCAAAGUACCAAGUAGGUUGUAUACUAUCAUCACUAGUAAAUUACUCCAUAAAAUUCUAUGACUUCUUCAUGCCCACUUCAGUGACAACUUACAUUAAUAUUCUACUUCCUUGUUCUUGAAGAACCCUGUGCCUUCUGUGGACUGCUAAGGAGUCUGUAAUGGGGAAACAUGGUGUUUCUUGUCAAAAAGAUCACAUGUUCUACAUGACCUUUUCAGUCAGGCUGAUUUAAAUAAUUACAACUUUAGAAGGGGGAAGGAAUGUUGUUGCUAUUUAAACUUGUCAAAAUAUGUUCAAGUCUGCCCUGUAUUUUGGGGAGUCAUUAGAAUGGAGCUUUGUACUUCCAUGGCUGUGCAAACCUGAUUAAUUUAUUUUUUAAAAGAGCUUAAAUGAAAUUGGAAUUUAAACCUUUUAUGUUGCCUAUGAUGUGUUUGUAAUUUUCUGAGGCUGACUGCUUUUGGGGGAAAGGUUAUGUUAUUUCUCUGAGUGCACUCUGAAACUGUUGCCAUCCAUUCCACUUGCCAAAUGUUUACCUGAGAUGUAACCACCUGCUGUUGGAUGUUACUGUUGUGCUGUGAAGAUGAAGCACUAAUGUCCAGUGCUGCUAUAUACUAUAGUUAUGUAUAGCUAUAUAUACUGCUAUAUAGUACUGCUUGUCUCUGUGCAAAUUAAACUUAAAGCUUGAAUAGUGUAUAGUUAUCUCAAUAUAUAGAUUCAGAAAAAAGCUACCAGUAAGUAAUUCUGCUCUUUAACAAGCCAAGAGUGCUCACAAAUGCCUCAUUUUCAUGUAUUUCAUUCAUUUAUUUUUUUUUUUUCCUCUCCUCAAAUCAACAAAACAACUCUGAGUUAGUCCCAAAAGCAAAAUAAACUUUCCACCAUAAUUUCAGUCUGGAAUUAUGGCUGGUUCUGACUUCUCAUUCUGUCUUUUUUUGUCUCCAUUCAGUUCACCUCCUGCCUUGGUAUUCUGUGCUGUUUUAUUUGUUUUAGCACCCCAGCUGUGUUAAAUUUGACUGUUAUAUCUAACUUUUGAGACUCCUUGAAUAUUGCUUAUCUCCCCAUCUUGCUUUGAUUGAUUUCCAGGGCAUUUCUUUCUCUCACUGAUUCCCAAAUGAGAUUCCAUCCACAACAGCUGAAAUAUGUUAUUUCAUGUUGCAAUGAGAACCCAGUCGGUAAAUGGAAAUAAGAUAUUAAAAAUUUUCUUUGUAGAUUUAUUUUCUGCUGGGUUUUGACAUUGUGGAAAAAAUGAGUUUAAAUUUUAGAGACAAUCAGUCAGAGUGUGCAUGCUUGGUUUACUUCUUUUCAAUAUAUAUUACAUUACCAAAUCAGUCUCUGUUGGAAAUCAUACUGAGGCUACUGUAGUCAUUGUAGAUUGCCAUUAUAGAUUUUAGCUUAGCGUAUUCCACUAGUUCCUUUUUUGAGAAAUUGUUUGAGUGGAGUUUAUACAGAGAACAUUCUUUUAAAUUCUGCUGAAGUUUUACUGUUUCUACUUAGUGUUUUUGAAACCUUUCUGUGAAAGCCUCGAGUCAGUGCUAUGUGUCACAGAUGCUCUUAUGCUUUCCAAGCUACCAGUCUGCAAACACUGGCAGUGUUUAACAAGUGCAGUUUGCAGAAUUUCUGUCAGACAGGAGGGUAAGAGCCAGUUUGACCUUGUUCCCAAAUAGUGGGGAAGGAGAUGUUUUUAUCUGUAGGUGUUGCAAAAGACUUAGAGAAACGUAGCCCUACAGUGAUACUUUCAUAGCUGUUUUACAGCACACCAGCACACAGUGUUGAUGGCAAUCUCUGAUGGGAAAUGCUGGGGACUGACCUAACAGAUAAGAGGCAUUUUUACCCAUUCCUACUUUUUCUUUUUCCUACCUUUUUUCAACAUGUUGUGACAGAUUAACUCAGCAAAUAUAUGGAUUUGAGCUAGCCAGAUUUUUUCAAACUUUAUCAUUUUCAUACAAAAACAACAGGUGUUAAAUAUCCUGUUUUUCCAGAAGAAUGUGACUCCAAACUGCAGAAAAAUUAAGCAGUUCAAAGAAUAUUAUUUUCCUUUUGUACUUGGCACCAUCAGCUUUUCUGGUGUUGCUCUCCCAUCCUGCUAUUAAAAAUCAGUAUUUCUAAUACUGUAAUGAUGAUUUGGGUAAAACUAAAGAAAGAAAUGUGAUUUUAAAAAAAAUUAAUUGUACUCAGGCAGUUUAACAGAAGUGUGGAAAAGAACAAGGCUUUAUUUAGCACUUAGAAGCAUGGGGAGGCCACUCAUUGCUUACUUUAGUAGAAGGUUGAAUUCAAACCUUUCUAUUUAUUCCUUUUUAUUUAAUGAUAGGAGGAAAUUUUUGUAAGGAGAGAUAAUCCCUUUAGGCCCCAGCAGAUCUGGAAACUUAACUACACACAGGGUUCUCUGCUUAGCCAAGGAAACCAGAGAGGACCUGAGAAACCAUCAGUGUUACUCUGACCAGGCUGCAAAGAUGAGUUAGAAUAACACAGGGGUGAUUUGUUACAGAGGCACAGGCAACCCAUCCUUUCUGCAGCGCUGUUCACAGGUGGUAAAGUCAGAGGUGAUUCAGUAAUGGUGAUGGGGGAACUGGGAGUUACAACACACACAAAACCAUCCUGAAAUCCUCACUGACUGUUCCAGACCCAUUGGUUUGGCACACAGCAGUUUCCAAAGAAAGCCCAGAGAACAUGAGGGCAUUCCCAGCUUGCACUGACCCGGCAGUGUGUCCUGUCACCAUGCACAGCGUGUGCCCAUGUCCUCAGUGCCACACCUGCCACCCCUCUGUGCUUCCUGAGGCUCUGGGGAAGUGUCAAACCUCUCUGAGACUCAACAGGCCCCUUGCACAGAGCCAUGGCAGAGCACCUGCUGAGGGGCUGCUGAAUUUGGCUCCCCAAGGCAUUUUUUCAGAUUGCUCUCGUUUCAGAUC
Oenanthe melanoleuca is the source of this 8624-nucleotide messenger RNA. RefSeq names its product ligand dependent nuclear receptor corepressor like (gene LCORL). Gene Ontology annotation, biological process: regulation of transcription by RNA polymerase II. Gene Ontology annotation, cellular component: nucleus. The transcript has 8 exons. NCBI's taxonomy places the organism in Eukaryota, Metazoa, Chordata, Aves, Passeriformes, Muscicapidae. The record is from RefSeq and is a predicted model, not a curated record. The coding region runs from base 98 to 5842 and encodes 1914 amino acids. Gene Ontology annotation, molecular function: DNA binding.